AUGUCAUAUAUCUCACGAGCUAGAUCACUUCCCGAUGAACAAGUCAGAAUUGCCUCAACAAAAAUGGAUGGAAUUGGACCGGAAAAAGCCAUUCAACUUCGUUAUCGAUUAGGUAUCAGUGGGAACAUCAAGAUGAAUGAGUUCACUAAGUAUCAGAUCUACCAAAUUGAACAAAUGAUAGUGCAAGAUCAUGUUGUUAAUUGGGAAUUGAAGAGGGGAAAACGAGCAGACAUCGAACAAUUAAUUUCUAUUUCUCGUUAUCGUGGAAUUCGUCAUCGUGGAAUUUGUCAUCAAUAUGGAUUGCCCUUACGCGGUCAACGAACUCAUACUAAUGCAAGGACUGCUCGCAAGCAAAUUCGGAAAUGA
Molecule: messenger RNA, 366 nt
Organism: Triticum turgidum subsp. durum (durum wheat)
Lineage: Eukaryota; Viridiplantae; Streptophyta; Magnoliopsida; Poales; Poaceae
Source: the annotation of a GenBank genome assembly